UCUAUUUCAAUCAUACCAUGAUAAGUAACCUCAACUUGUUUAGUGGCUUUUUUGUUCAUUCUCCUGAGGUUUGCCACUUGUAUUUGUUGAAGUCCAAGUUUUAUGUCUGGCAAACUUUCUUAUCCAAGUUAAGAGUUAUUUAGUAACUUUCAUUUUAGUUUUCAGUAUGUUUUGCUAUGAUAAUGAUAAUACUUUUGAAAAUACUUGGACAGUUUUGAAAGUACAGUGAAAAAUCUUGGCUAUUAGAAGCUAUGGGCAUGGAUGAUGAAGCUGUCUGGGAUGUCAUCAAUUCUGUGUAUUGCAUUGAUGGAUCCUUUGAUCAGUGGGAUGCCAGUGAUGAGGCUGACACUAAGACAGCUCUUGAGCUCAUCAAGCAGCUGGAUGCUGGACAGAUGGUGCUGGAUCUUGCCAUGGAGUCUGUCUGGACUGCUCUACGGAGAGAGAUUGUGCCUGUGUUCUGGCGUGCGGUGUGCAUCGAUGGGAGCCUCGCCUCCAGCAGCGCCCUGCUCACCUGCUGCCUUGACGCCCUAAAGCUGCUGCACAACUCCGUCGUGGUGCUCACCCCUCUCAUCAAAAGGUGCGAGGAGCUGUGCAGCGUCUGCAACGUGCAGUACUCGGGCUGUUGCAACACGAGUGCAGAGCGUGCAGAUGCAGCAUCGUGCAGCAGUCUACAUGAGGUGAUGAUGGUGCAGCUGAGAGCAACUCUGCACAGCCAGAUGCCAGCUGCUGCAGCUGGUACCCUCAGUGCCAUCUACCAAGUGGCCUUCCGCAUCUACAGUCACCUGCACCUCAGCCACCUAAGAGUGGGCGGUGAUGCCGUAGGGGACCAGGGGGUGUGUGGGGGGUGUCUCAGUGAAGGAGGGCAGUGUGACUGCCUGAGCCUCAGCAACACAUUCACUGAAAUAAAUAAAGUGACGUGGCAAGUCGGUGUGGCGGAGGAGCUCUGCAGCUCUGUGGCUGCGGCGCGUCUUGUGGCCGCCGUGCGUGGCGCUGUGGCUGACGCCUGCGCCUUGCCACACGACGCCCCUAGACUACAGCCACUGCUGAAGUGGUACGCCGCUACGGGUGUGGGUUGGUUGCGGGUGGUGAGCAACCCACUCCUCCCCUCACCCACCUCAUCCCACCCCCUGUACCGUGCCUGCCACGGUCUCCUCAUCCGCACCUUCGUCAACACCCGCGUCCCCAACCUCUUCCCCAUCGUCAUAGACUACCCUGAGUCGCGGCACGCCAUCGCCGACCUGCGAUCCUGCCUGCAGGUGGUGGACGUGCACCAGCACCUGGUGGCCAGCCUGCGUGCCAGCAUACAGAACCGCAUGCUGCACCCGGGCGUCAAGACGCUGCACGUGCUGCACGCAUACUUCUCCAUCAUCAAGGCCCUAAAGGCCCUCGAGCCCCGUGGCGCGCUCCUCGACCUCGUCACCGAGCCCGUCAGGACGUACCUGAGGAGCCGUAAGGACUUCGUGCGCUACAUCGUGACGAGUCUCACUGAUGGCGGGGGCGACGGCGGCGGUGGAGGUGACGGGGGCGGCCUGGGAGGUGGGGGUGACGCCCUGGAGUUGUCAGAGGACGUCAUGGACGGCGACGCGGUGGACGACGGCAGCGCCGCCGCGGGCGACGAGGAGUGGCGCCAGUGGACGCCAGACGCUGUCUAUGCCCAGAGGAAGACAUGUGAGAGCCGCAGCAGCGACGUGCUGUCCCUGCUGGUGGAGAUCUACGGCAGCGCUGACCUCUUCAUCUGCGAGUACCGCGCGCUGCUGGCCGACCGCCUCCUGGCGGCGCUGGACUGCUCUAAAACGGCGGUCACGGCCGAGACCAAACACCUCGAGCACAUCAAAAAGAGGUUCGGCACCAGCAGCACCACUAACAAUGAUCAAUGA
Molecule: messenger RNA, 1877 nt
Organism: Hyalella azteca
Lineage: Eukaryota; Metazoa; Arthropoda; Malacostraca; Amphipoda; Hyalellidae
Gene: morula
Product: anaphase-promoting complex subunit 2
Exons: 12
Coding region: 252-1877 (541 amino acids)
Cellular component (GO): anaphase-promoting complex
Source: RefSeq, a predicted model, not a curated record